This is a messenger RNA of Amborella trichopoda, 1485 nucleotides long. RefSeq names its product Cysteine proteinases superfamily protein (gene CEP1). The record is from RefSeq and is a predicted model, not a curated record. Gene Ontology annotation, biological process: proteolysis. NCBI's taxonomy places the organism in Eukaryota, Viridiplantae, Streptophyta, Magnoliopsida, Amborellales, Amborellaceae. Gene Ontology annotation, molecular function: cysteine-type peptidase activity.
GAGAGAGGCUCUCUAGCUCUGCCUUAGGCCCAUUACUCCUAGUGUUUGUUGCCCACAAGGAACCUUGAAGGUUAGUACAGGCAUUUAAUAUAGGGUGCUCAAUUUCAUCUAUAUAAACCUCAUUCCAUUCCAUUCCAUCAAAUCCUCGAAACCCAAGUCUCAAGGUGCUUUCUCUCUCUAGUUUUCACCUUGUUUAAGCUGUUUGCUAGUGAGAGAGAGAGAAUGGGGAAGUGGGUCUUGUUGGGUUUGUUCUUGUGUGUGAUAGUAACACUGGGGGAUGCAUUCAGCUUUGAGGAGAGAGAUUUGGAGAGUGAAGAGAAUUUGUGGGAUCUUUAUGAGAGGUGGAGGAGCCACCACACUGUGUCAAGGGACUUGGGAGAGAAGCAAAAGAGGUUCAAUGUGUUCAAGGAGAAUGUGAAGUUUAUUCACGAGUUCAACAAGCGUGACAAGCCUUAUAAACUUGGGCUCAACAAGUAUGGUGACAUGACCAACCAAGAGUUCAGGGAGAGGAGAUCUGGCUCGAAGGUGGCACACCACAGGUCCCGACGAGGUAGCCCUCAUGGAACCACGGGCGGUUUCAAGUAUGAGGGGGCCGUGGACCUGCCGCCCUCAGUUGACUGGAGGAAGAAGGGUGCCGUUACUCCUGUUAAGGAUCAGGGCCAGUGCGGGAGUUGUUGGGCAUUCUCAACUGUGGUUGCAGUGGAGGGCAUCAACCAGAUAAAGACCAAGCAGCUCAUCUCACUAUCAGAGCAAGAGCUCAUAGACUGUGAUAACCAGGAUAACCAGGGAUGCAACGGUGGUCUCAUGGAUUAUGCCUUCGACUACAUCAAGAAAAAUGGUGGGCUCACCACUGAGGAGAACUAUCCAUAUGUCGCAGAAGAUGGCACCUGUGAUGCUAAUAAGGAAAACUCUCACGUGGUGGUCAUCGAUGGCCAUGAGAAUGUGCCAGUCAACAAUGAAGAUGCUCUCUUGAAAGCCACCGCCCAUCAGCCUGUCUCUGUUGCCAUAGAUGCCGGCGGUGAAGCCUUCCAGUUUUACUCCGAUGGAGUGUUCGAUGGUAAUUGUGGAACAGAGUUAGACCACGGGGUAGCUGUUGUGGGCUAUGGCACGACAGUUGAUGGAACCAAGUACUGGAUUGUGAAGAACUCGUGGGGCCCUGAAUGGGGAGAGAAAGGUUACAUUCGCAUGAAGCGCGGGGUCUCUGCUCAAGAGGGUCUCUGUGGCAUUGCCAUGGAAGCCUCCUACCCUAUCAAAUCAUCUCCAAAUCCCCCCAAGAGAACCAACUUCAAGGAUGAACUUUAAAUUACCAUGGGGAACCCACCCCAAAUGUAGUGUCCCUCUACCAUAAAAGUGCAUGGUUUGUCCAGCACAUCUCUGCUCUAUUUGUUAUUUACCAUUGAAGAACUCCAACUUCAGUAACUACUAUAAAGCAAGUUGUUCUCCUGCUUCCUUUUACUAUAUAAUUUAAAUACAAUGCUUCAGUGA